AUGCCCAGGGGGCCCCUGCUUCAGCCUUCUGAUGGGAAUGGGCUGCAGGAAGGCAAUGUCCGCCACCUGGUGCAGCCCCGAGGGUCGAGGAAUGGACCAGGACCCUGGCAGGGAGGUCGAAGGAAAUUCCGCCGCCAGCGGCCACGCCUCUCCCACAAGGGCCCCAUGCCAUUCUGAAGCAGGAUGGAAGGGGGCCCUGAGUGCCUGCCCCCUGCAACUCUUGCCAGUCCAUAGGUUGGUCUGCUUCUCUGGAGCCCUCACGUCCAUUUGCCUCUCAUCUUGCACCUGUCCUCGCUGCUGAUGGUCCCGGCUCUUCUCACCCACCGGCUUCCCCAAACGGCAUGAUCCUGCCCCUGGUUGUGAUGAUUCCCUUUCUCUCCAGUGGAUUCAUUAGCCCCUCUUCCUGGUCCUUCUCUGGACUGACUUUGGAGACCCAGCACUGGAAGGCCAGCCUUCUCCCGCCCCACCCCCUUCCUCUGAUCCCCACCUCCCCCCAUCUAACAGCUCAAACUUCACCCAGCCCUCCCUUCCUCCAGCACGCUCUGUGGGCUGCGGGGAAACACUCCCUUCUUCAGUGGGCUCCAGCAGAUCCUAGGCCUUCCAGGCAGGCGGACCCUUCCCUGGGCAAGGAGCCUCUGGUUAGAGGGGUUGGGGCUUUGGGAUGUAGGCAGGGUGCCUUGGGGGGCAUUGGAAUGGAGGUCAGGCCUCUGGUGAAGGGGAGAGGGGAGGCAAUGGAGAAGGAAAGCUGCUGUGGCCUCUUCCUUUCCCUAUGUGUGGCUUAAGGAAGAGGCGAAGGAGACGGGCCAUGAAGUACUCUGUUACCUCUCUCACCUUUCUGUGUCUCCUAACACUGCCCCCUCGCCCCAACUCCUUCCCUCCCUUGCCUUCUCACUCAGGAGAUGGCUCUCUACUCUCCCAGGAACAAAAGCCAAGCAGGAGGAGUGUUUUGUUGUUGUUGUUGUUGUUGUUGUUGUUGUUGUUGUUGAUGAUGAUGAUGAUGAUGUAUUGCCAAGAAUCUCAAUGCCAGCACCAAAAGGAGCCUUGAUGCUCACUAAGCUUUGCCUCCAUAUGCAAACUCCUCCAAAAAUGGUCCUGGAGAGGGAUAGUGACCUAUUCAGGGUCACUGCAGAGCCAGAAUGAGGAUCCAGGUCUCCUGGCUCCCAUUUGAUGAUGUCCUAUUCCCUCUUAGUGAUGUAUUUUCAGAACACAUUAAGUGCCUUUCCCGAGGUUGGGACUGGGGGUUGCAGGGGAGGGAGAGGCAAGCCAGCUAUGAACUGCCCCGUGGUGGUGUGGGGACUGAGCUGUUCCUGCCUCCCUGGCCUGCCCCUGCCAGUCCAUUCCCCAGCCAGGGCUGGAAAGAUCCAUAACUUGCCAACUGCCCCCAUUCUUGCAGCACUUCCAGACCCCAGGGAUUCUUAUAGGGACAGCUCAGGUACUGAGGCUACUGUUCCAACUCCAACACCAGUUUUCAGAAGCCAGAAGGUAGCCUUCAGUAAUUGGACUCGGUAGUCUUCCCUUCGUGUUGACUGGACCUUCAUUCCCACUGGCCUUUCCUUAAGGGAGGAGGAAGGGGGAGAAGAAGGAAGGGAGGGAAGGAAGGGGAGAAGGAAGGAAGGAAAGAUGAAAGGAAGUAUAGGUCUGAGCAGGCUUCCUUCUCAGAGGCCUCCCAGGGGAGACAAGAGCCUGAUGGCCACCUAUGUAUGUGUGGGGACAGGGGGAGUCAGGGCCCCCCAGGUCCCACAGUAACUCCAAUAUUGCCUAACCACCUCUCCACCUUACCUCUGCUGCUGCUGCUGCUACUGCUGCUACUGCUUCAAGGCCCACCCUGAGGAGCCAAGCUGGGCACCUGCUUCCCCCCACACCCCCCAGGUUGGGAGUGGGGGCUGGCCAGAGUCCAGAAAGCCUCUUCUGCCACUGAUGCCCCCACCAGGGGUUGGGCCUUCUUCCUCACGCCCCCUCUGCGUCUCCUGCCUCAUCAGCUGCCUAGCCCCGUGGGGAAAGGGGGAAAGCUGGCGAAGUCUAGAGGCACGAGGCAGAAGAGGGCAGUGGGAGGCUGGGGGACUGUCUUAUUUAAAAUGGUUGUGUAUGAUUCCUAUACUAAUUUAUACAAAGAUAUUAAGGCCCUUUUCAUUAAGAAAUUGUCCCCUUCCUAUAAUUAUGUUCACUGUGUUUGUAAAGAUUGUUCUGUGUAAAUAUGUCUUUAUAAUAAAGAGUUAAAAAACUGACAAUUCACCCUUACUCUUGGAGGUCAUAUUCAGGAGGGGUAUUCCUGUCCCUUGACGUUCAUGGUUGUCCCCAUGCCCACAUGUCGCACUUGCACGGAGGUAAGUGCCUGCAUCCUUAAAGGAUUCCAGGUCAAAUGGCCUUGAACCAAUUUGCCAUAAAUUCACAAAAGAACUCUCUAUUCUUAAUGACUGGUUCACAUAACACUCAGCCCGCUUUCAAAUGUUUUGGCAUCUGUUUGGGUGUCUUUUUCUUUUUUUCUUCAGUGUCAUUUAAAGAUUUUUAAAAAGCAAUUUAUUUAAGGACAUUCUGGUUAAAGGUGGGAUUUCUACUAAAAUGUGUCUUAUAUCCAUGGUGGGUGUCUUCUGAUUUUAUCUACUUUUGAACACUUUCAGGACUUUUUAGCCAGUUUGCCUUUCUUGAAAAUUGUUGUUUCUUGCAAUAAGCGCAUUUGGUAAUGGCUUUGUAUGUAUCACUUUAUGUUUCACAAAAUAGAGCUGCUUGAUGAAUGAGAAUGCCUGAAAAAUAAACUGCAAGGAGUUCAAUACAA
Messenger RNA from Suricata suricatta (meerkat), 2773 nucleotides. RefSeq names its product apelin (gene APLN). Gene Ontology annotation, molecular function: apelin receptor binding; hormone activity. The coding region runs from base 1 to 177 and encodes 58 amino acids. Lineage: Eukaryota; Metazoa; Chordata; Mammalia; Carnivora; Herpestidae. The transcript has 3 exons. The record is from RefSeq and is a predicted model, not a curated record. Gene Ontology annotation, biological process: signal transduction.